Caenorhabditis sp. 36 PRJEB53466 is the source of this 758-nucleotide messenger RNA. Lineage: Eukaryota; Metazoa; Nematoda; Chromadorea; Rhabditida; Rhabditidae. The record is from the annotation of a GenBank genome assembly.
AUGUCCUUUUUCGUCGCUUCCUUUCUUUUUCUCCUCUUCCAUUCCAUCUAUUCGGCUCCACCGAAAGGAUCCUUCUUCUGGAGUGAGUUCCGAUCAUCCGAACGCUUUUUCCCAGAAAAGGCUCACUUCUCCCAUCGAGUUGAAGCACUGAAGACCUAUAAAGAUUAGGGUCCGCUCGAAAAUCCUGUCUUGUGUUGUAUUGUCUGGUCCCGAGAUAUUAGCGAAAAGUUUGAUAUAUUGAAACCUAAACAUCUCGGGACCAGAUAAUCCAAACGGCCUGAAUAUUGCCAAUUGGAUCAAAAGUCCAUACUUUGUUGUGUUCCAGCGGAUCGUGAGAUAUCAUGUGUUUCGUACGCCGUCAACCAGACCCGUUGCGUUUUGAAUCACCCGCAAUUGGGUCCCGAACAGAAUCCCGAAUGUUUCGAUGAAGUCGACGAAAACGGAAAGAAGCUGAAGACGUACUGUGCGUUGGGAUGUGAGGAAUCUCUGGAAGCCACUCUGGUACCGUAAUCCUUUCGUUCAAUCCCAUCCGUUUAAUUUCAUUUCAGGUCAAGAAGAUUCCUUCGUCGAGCCGCGCGUGCGUUCAACAUUACACUUAUAAUCUGGAGCGGAAGCGGCAGGAUUGGUUCCUUUGGCGGAACGGUACUUGUCUGGACACGACGAUUCGGUUCCACUUGAUCUGCGGAACUCCGACCAAUCCGAAAGUUUUCUACCGUCAAAACGAGGAGCUUUUCCUUUACGAGGACGCCGUGAACUGA